Messenger RNA from Cuscuta campestris, 1499 nucleotides. NCBI's taxonomy places the organism in Eukaryota, Viridiplantae, Streptophyta, Magnoliopsida, Solanales, Convolvulaceae. The record is from the annotation of a GenBank genome assembly.
AUGUACAUCCACGAAGUAAACAUACAAUGCAUCGGGGCAUACCCCUAUAAAUCAAAAAUAAAGAAUGGCACACACGCCAAAGGCACGCACGCCCAAUCAACAAAACUAAAGAAACAAGCACAAGAGAAAAGUACAUCACACAGAGACAUGAUCAGCACCAUCACCGGGCUUGUCCUCGUCAUCAUGGAUCGUCAACCUCAAAAGAUUAUCAAAAGGAAGUUCUUUCCUCGUCAAAACUCCAAAGGUGAAGCACCAUCGGAGGGCUUUAUGAAACAUCAAGACACCAAACCUAAGGGUUCAUUUGCGUCAUUGUUGCCACUACAACGACAAGUCCUCAACACAUGUAGGAUCAACAAGUUCACCCUCAAGAAAGAGAUGCCAUGACCCAUGUCCACGAGUUCAUCAAAGGCCAAAGUGCUAGAGUAAACUCAACCGAAUCAGAAACAGAGACGGAAAUAGCAGAUGGCUCAAGUAAACUCUAGUGGACCAGGCCCGAAGUCAUAAAGCACUUGAAAAACACCCAGUCCGGUAUCAAAUCACACACAUGGGUAAAGGAGUUGCAAACAUAACUCAACUAUCACACCAGGGGGGUGCCAACGUACCCUUCCCUCUAUGGUGUUGAACAUUGGAAUCGCAGAUUCACAAUGGCCUCCCAACCAGUCGAGAGGCAGCGAGAACGUUUAGUAUCCCUCCCAAGGUGUUCAUCGACUCCAAACUGAAUGAGAGAAGGCCAGUUCAUGGCUCACCAAUGGUCCAAGCAAAUGGACCUUCAGGCAGCCCUAGCAUGUGAAUGGUCCAAGAACACACUUAUCCACCCAAAGACGUCCUCAAAAGACCCACGUCAAAACAGCCAUAGCCCCGGGGAUUCAACAUGACCAAAGCCACGGUCUCACCCAAGGAGAGGCCUGAAAUGGUUCAAGUAGACUGCACAUUCAGCUAUCCCAAACAGCAUGACAAAACCAGCACCAUAACAGACCAGUGAAGCACAGCCGCAGGGGAAAAAACGAAGAACAUGAACAGUAACUCGAGCAUCCAAAAUCAAGGUGACCAAAUUCAGUUAUAUGAAUCAAAAAUCCAACAACAGAUGCUUAAUGGCCCCUGAAUCACGAUCACAAUACCAAAAAAUGGGGGACAAAAUGAGCCGGAAACAUGGUUAAACCUGGACAUGAAGGCAGCGCUGUGAACAGUACCACGAAGGCCCAAAUUUGCUCAAAUCGCAGGUUCCUUCAAAUGGAAUGAAAAUCCAAUUGAUGGUCAUGAAAGAGCAUCCCAUGUCGCUCAUAAUCCCCCAAAAAAUUGCCUUGAAGAGGGCCUAAACCGAGGUGAAUUCAACCUGCAAGUGCCGCCGAUGAACAGUAGCACGCGAGAGUUGACCUGCGAUUUUCCCCCAAUCCAGCAUCUGAAUCAUGAAAUUGAGCUCAAGAAUGGAUUCCCAAGCCUCAAGCGAUCCUAGAGCUCAAAGAAUCGCAGCAAAACAUCAAGAAAUUCAAGGUGAAAGC